AUGGAGGACGGAAGCGUUGGACACAAGAUGUUGAAUCACAGGCGAGAUGAUUCGAUUUGGUAUCGCAUCUAUACACACAGUUGGGUGCAGAUUCUUCUGAUCAGUUUCAUCUGUUUCUGUUGUCCGGGGAUGUAUAAUGCCCUCACGGGCCUUGGAGGAUCAGGGCAAGUGAACCAAACUGUUGCUGCAAAUGCGACUGUGGCCUUACUUGCGGCAACAGCGGCGACUGCGUUGUUUGUUGUUGGUCCGAUUUUCAAUCGCGUCGGGCCCCGUGUUUGUCUUCUUCUCGGGGGAUGGGCAUAUCCCUUGUACUCGGGGAGUUUGCUAUGCUUCAACUCAACCAACAAUGGUGCAUUUGUUAUCGCUGCCGGUGCGCUUCUCGGCGUGGGUGCAUCUUUCCUGUGGGUCGCGCAAGGAGCCAUCAUGACAACUUAUGUGCCCGAGUCACACAAGGGACGUGCGAUCGCCGUGUUCUGGAUCAUCUUCAACCUCGGUGGUGGCGUGGGAUCUUUGGCUAGCUUCGGAUUGAACUACAAUUCCACCAGUGGCACCGUCUCUGAUGCGACAUACAUUGCUCUUCUGAUUCUAAUGGGGAUUGGAUGGUUGCUGGGCGUGUUCAUCUGUCCCCCCGCGUCAGUCCGAGUGGCCCAGAUAAAAGCAAUCCCAGAAGAGGAAAAGAACUGGAAGCAGACGGCACGGCUUUCAGUUCGUACUAUCGCAAAUUGGCGUGUGUUGUGCUUACUGCCGCUAUUCUUCUCGGCCAAUAUCUUUUACUCAUACCAGCAGAACGUGGUCAAUGGCAUGACAUUCGAUAUCCGCACGCGAUCGCUCAAUGGCGCUCUUUACUGGAUCGCGCAAAUGCUGGGUGGUCUCAUCAUUGGCCUCAUUCUCGACUUUCCAGGUCUCAACCGACGCGUCCGUGCUCGGAUUGCCUGGGUGUUCCUCUUCGUGACCGGCAUGGCCAUCUGGGGCGGUGGUUAUGCAUUCCAGAAAUGGUCUUCGCGUCGCUUAGCCCAGGGCAUCAAACAGGAUAUCGACUACAAGGAUAGUUCCACCUCUGUGGGCCCAAUGUUGCUCUAUAUCUUCUACGGUGCCUAUGAUGCAUUUUGGCAGUCUUUCUGCUACUGGCUUGUAGGUGCCCGCUCCAAUUCGCCUGCCGUUACCGCUAUUCUGGUCGGCGCGUAUAAAACGUUCCAAAGCGCGGGUGGCGCCAUGGCAUGGCGGAUUAAUGCAUUGGGGAAACCUGCUAUGACCCAAUUUGCCAUGGACUGGGGUCUGUGCAUGGGAUCGCUUGUCUUCGCUAUUCCUUCCGUUCUGGCGGUUACCCUGACCAGUGAACCCGAGCCUGAGAUGACGAAAGCUGAUGUAUUGAAUUCCCCGGAUUCCCCAGAUUCCGAUAAGCCCAAGGCCAAUCUGAAGGAGUGUUAG
Messenger RNA from Penicillium odoratum, 1428 nucleotides. Its product is annotated as putative MFS transporter. Gene Ontology annotation, molecular function: transmembrane transporter activity. The transcript has 3 exons. Gene Ontology annotation, biological process: transmembrane transport. NCBI's taxonomy places the organism in Eukaryota, Fungi, Ascomycota, Eurotiomycetes, Eurotiales, Aspergillaceae. The record is from RefSeq and is a predicted model, not a curated record. The coding region runs from base 1 to 1428 and encodes 475 amino acids.